CGAUUCCUGCAGAGGUGCGCAUACUUUGGAACCGAAAGGGAUCAAGAUCAAAAUUCACAAGUUCACAAUCACAAUUUUCCGGCGUCAGCAUCAGGUUUAUAUCAGUGGAAUGAAGUGAAAGGUUGUAUACAAAUGGAUAUCCAUAAGUACCUUUGCGAAUGGAAUUUAAGCGAUGAUUUCAUUGAACGAAUCGAAACUUUCGCCGUGUGGAGAAAUGGUUAUGCUAGGGAUGCGAUUUUCGUCACAAAAACCCAUGAAGUUUAUGCUGGUGGGGAUAUCAUAGAACUCUGCUGUGAAGAGGCAUCAAUAAACAUUUCCAACCCAAACGUAGACGUUUAUGAACCAGUGAAGCUAUCUGCGUUGUGUGGCAAACGAAUCAAAAAAUUUAUAAUCGGAAUUGGUGAGGUUUUCAUUUGUACUGAGGAGGGAGAUGUGUUCGGUUAUGGAUAUCGUUAUGGUCACGAUAAAAUUCCUUCUAAAUAUGUUUUUCCUGAGAAAGUUUCCCAGCUGCAAGGAUUGUGUGUGAUUGACAUCGCCAUAGGAAGAGGAGAAAGUUUGGCUUUAUGUGAUAAUGGAGAGCUGUAUUCAUUCAAAUUUGGUGUGCUAAUCAGACGCCUGGUGAAUAUUAAUGUUACACAUUAUGCAAAACCAUUGAACAUAUUUUAUACGUCAGAAGACUGUUACAUUUCAUUAAUGGAGAAUGGAAGAGUGAUGAAGCUGAUUUACGAACACGAUAAUGAAUAUUGCCCGCUUAGUGGUGUUUUUGAGAACAACAUGAGGAAUCACGCCGAAGUUAUAGGUUUUCAAAAAGCUAUCGAUCAUGGUAAAAUUGAAAAAAUAGCUUGCAGCAGUUCACAUGUGCUAGCUCUGGAUGAAUAUGGCCGUUUAUUUGUGGCUGGUAGCAAUUCUUGUGGGCGACUUGGACUUGAUAAAGAUGAAAAGUACCAUGGAGACAAAUUUGAACGCAAUUCAUUUUUUACUGAAAAAAUCAUCGACAUUGCUGUCAGUGGUGGCCUAUCAGCUGCGUUGACGGUAAGCGGUAAAGUAUACAUGUGGGGUUUCGGCCGAUGCGAAUCCAUUUUUAUACCUAAGCUAACGCCGUUAGAAUCGUUUCAUGAAGUUUUCUUUUAUUAUGGAACGUAUUUGACAACUUAUAAACCAAUCACCGUUCACGAAUUAUCAUCCGUAACUUCUAACUCAGUGAAAACCCUUGACAUUGCUACCUCUAAAAUCAAGCAAAUUGAACGUCCGCUCUCAGAUGCCCAAAAUGUACUGAUUGAUGCUUUCAAAAAAGCAUUUGACGAUCCGAAAUUCUGCGACUUAUUCAUCGUAGUGGAAGGUAAAACGAUUCCAGUCCAUAGAUCAAUAUUAUCCCUACGAUGUGAACAUUUUGCGGAAAUUUUUCAAAAAAGUUUGCCGAUUGAAAAUCCAAGUGUUUUAGAAAUCGAAGACGGUGAUUUCAAAGUUUAUAAAGCUUUGCUCAAAUUCUUAUAUACGGAUGAAAUCGACGAUACGUUAUCCUUCAACGAGAUUACAGAAUUACUCAACUUGGCCAAUAAAUAUAAUGUAGAACAGUUGGCCGAGUGUUGCGUACGACUCAUACAAUCCGAUAUUACCGCUGAGAAUGUUGUUUCUCUGUACGAACGUGUGCAUGUGAUGAGUAAAGCAACAAAGAUGAAAAAUGUUUUUGAUCAAUUGCAAAAAUUCUGCGUGAAGUUUACCGUGGACAAUGAUACGGCGAUCGUUUUAUCAGACGAAUUUGCUAAGCUAAAUGGAGAAAUGGCUAAAGAAUUUAUUGUUGAAGUUUUUAAAUACAAAUCCAAUUCUAAGAAUUGAAAUGUGCCACCGAUUAGAAGUAGUAUAUCUACGUCUUUUCCAAGCUUACUUAUCAUUUUUCUGUGAUGUAAGUGAUAUUAUUUUUAUAAUGCUCAAUGUUUUUAUUCUAUUUUUAAUUUGUUACGUUGCGUGGCGUUUUGUUUGAAAUAUGUUUCUUUUGUAAUAAAAAUUAAUUUCUCAUUUUUAAA
This is a messenger RNA of Planococcus citri (citrus mealybug), 2024 nucleotides long. Its product is annotated as RCC1 and BTB domain-containing protein 1-like. Bases 133 to 1836 code for a protein of 567 amino acids. Gene Ontology annotation, cellular component: cytoplasm. The record is from RefSeq and is a predicted model, not a curated record. NCBI's taxonomy places the organism in Eukaryota, Metazoa, Arthropoda, Insecta, Hemiptera, Pseudococcidae. Gene Ontology annotation, molecular function: ubiquitin protein ligase binding. The transcript has 12 exons. Gene Ontology annotation, biological process: proteasome-mediated ubiquitin-dependent protein catabolic process; regulation of proteolysis.